GGGGAGGCCGGCAGCUUGCAGUUUUCAAGAUGGCCGAGCUGGAUGCUGACUUGGAUCACAUCAUUCCAUCUUCUGCCCUUCCCCGUUCCUGGGCUAAGUUAGUAGUAGGAUUUGUUUCCCUCGUGUGUUUUGCCAGGAGCUAUGAUGGAGAUUUUGUCUUUGAUGACUCUGAAGCUAUUGUUAACAAUAAGGACCUCCAGUCAGACACACCCCUGGGGGACCUGUGGCAUCAUGACUUCUGGGGCAGUAGACUGAGCAGCAAUACCAGCCACAAGUCCUACCGGCCACUCACUGUCCUGACCUUCAGGAUCAACUACUAUCUGUCAGGAGGGUUCCACCCUGUGGGCUUCCACGUGGUCAACAUCCUCCUGCAUGGUGGCAUCUCCAUCCUCAUGCUAGAUGUCUUCUCAGUGCUGUUUGGCGGCCUGCAGUACACCAGCAAAGGCCGGAGGGUACACCUGGCCCCCAGAGCGUCCCUGCUGGCGGCACUGCUGUUUGCUGUCCAUCCAGUGCACACCGAGUGUGUCGCUGGUGUUGUUGGCCGCGCAGACCUCCUGUGUGCUCUGUUCUUUUUAUUAUCCUUCCUUGGCUACUGUCAAGCGUUUAAAGAAAGUAACAAGGAGAAAACACAUUCUUCCACCUUCUGGGUGUUGCUGAGUAUCUUUCUGGGAGCAGUAGCCAUGCUGUGCAAAGAGCAAGGAAUCACUGUGCUGGGCUUGAAUGCUGUGUUUGAUAUCCUGGUGAUAGGAAAAUUCAACGUUCUGGAAACUAUCCAGAAGGUACUACGUAAGGACAAAUCAUUAGAGAACAUUGGUGUGCUCAGGAAUGGAGGCCUGCUCUUCCGAAUGACCCUGCUCACUCUCGGAGGGACCAGCAUGCUCUAUGCACGCUGGAAAAUCAUGGGCACAGGUCCACCGGCAUUCACUGAGGUGGACAAUCCAGCCUCCUUUGCGGACAGCAUGUUGGUUAGGGCCAUAAACUAUAAUUACUACUAUUCGCUGAAUGCCUGGCUGCUACUGUGUCCCUGGUGGCUGUGUUUUGAUUGGUCAAUGGGCUGUAUCCCCCUCAUUAAGUCAGUUGGUGACUGGAGGGUAAUUGCUCUAGCGGCACUUUGGCUCUGCCUAAUUGGCCUAAUAUUCCAAGCCCUGUGCUCUGAAGAUGGCUGCAAGAGAAGAAUCCUUACUCUAGGUCUGGGAUUUCUUGUGAUUCCCUUCCUUCCUGCAAGCAACUUGUUUUUCCGGGUGGGCUUCGUGGUCGCAGAGCGCGUCCUGUACCUCCCAAGCGCUGGCUACUGCAUGCUGCUGACCUUUGGGUUUGGAACCCUAAGCAGAUACACAAAGAAGAAGAAAGCGGUUGCUGCCGUUGUCCUGGGAAUUCUACUCAUCAACGCGCUGAGAUGUGUGAUCCGCAGCGGCGAGUGGCGGAGCGAAGACCGCCUCUUCCGGAGUGCCCUGUCUGUGUGUCCCCUCAAUGCUAAGGUUCACUACAACAUUGGCAAAAACCUGGCUGACCAAGGCAACCAAACAGCAGCCAUCAGAUAUUACCGGGAAGCAGUCAGACUAAAUCCCAAGUACAUCCAUGCCAUGAAUAACCUCGGGAAUAUCUUAAAGGAAAGGAAUGAACUGCAGGAAGCUGAAGAGCUGCUGUCACUGGCUGUCCAAAUACAGCCAGACUUUGCAGCCGCGUGGAUGAAUCUGGGCAUAGUUCAGAAUAGCCUGAAACGGUUCGAGGCAGCAGAGCAAAGCUACCGGACAGCAAUUAAGCACAGACGGAAAUAUCCAGACUGCUACUACAACCUUGGGCGGCUGUAUGCAGAUCUAAAUCGCCACGUGGACGCAUUGAACGCAUGGAGAAACGCCACUGUACUGAAGCCGGAGCACAGCCUGGCGUGGAACAACAUGAUCAUCCUCCUGGACAACACGGGUAAUUUAGCCCAGGCUGAAGCAGUCGGAAGAGAGGCACUGGAAUUAAUUCCCAACGAUCACUCUCUGAUGUUCUCCUUGGCAAACGUGCUGGGGAAAACCCAGAAAUACAAGGAGUCUGAAGCUUUAUUCCUCAAGGCAAUUAAAGCAAAUCCAAAUGUUGCAAGUUACCAUGGUAAUUUAGCUGUGCUUUAUCAUCGCUGGGGACACCUCCACUCGGCCAAGAAACACUAUGAGAUCUCCUUGCAGCUCGACCCCGUGGCAGCAGGCACGAAGGAGAAUUACAGCCUCCUGAGAAGAAAGCUAGAACAAAUGCACAAGAAAGAUGUCUGAUCUUCUCCCCCACGCUUUGAGCUUGCACGCGUGUGCGUGAGGCCUCAGUUCAGAUUGUGCGUUUGGGCUUAGCCACUUAAAGUUCUCAGACUUUUUUGAUUAUCCCACUGUUACUUUUUUUCCCCCCCUAUGAAAACAAAGACAUGCAAAAAGAUUAUAGCACCAGCAAUAACACUCUUGAAUGCUUGAGAGGAUUUUUGCGUUGAAAUUGUAUUUUUUCACACCACCCAAAUGUGAUUCUAAAAUCUCAAAGAUGAAGCCUAUUUUUUUUUUUUUUUAACUUAACUAAACAGAAAAAGGAGAAAAAAUUAUCUUGAGCAACUUUUGCCCAUGUUAAACCUGCAUUUGGGGUGUGGCUGUCAUGAUGAGAUGGCGAGACCUAGCCAUGACUGACUCCCACAACUUGCAUAAGCGUCAUGUGUCUUGUGUGUCUGUAUGUUAGCAUGUUUAUUUAAUGACGAGGAAGAGUAAAUUAAGAUUUGGGGGUUUUUAUGUCUCUUUGCAACUGUAUACUUGAAGUUUGUAGGAAAUUAUUCACUCUUUUGUGUUGAACGGGAUAAGUAAUAGAAUGAAGAAGGGAAAUUUUUAGCAUCUGGUAUAUCUUUAUAUAUCUGUAUACUUUUUCUUUCAUAGGAAGGUAUUGACUCCCACUCAUUUUUGGGGUGUGUGUGUUCCAACAUGAAUGAUAUUAGUACACAGGAUAAUAUUCUAUGGAAAGCUGCCACUGGCGGAAGAGUAACCCUGCUGUGUUUAGGCAAACAUAGGCAGCCUACCAUCUUGGUUUCUGUUCUGUCCAGUGUUCAGAGGGCUGUGUGUCUGUGUACAUUGUGUUUUCAUGUUUUUAGCUGUGAAGUGGGUUCCCGUUUCACAUAAUGUACCUACAGAUGCUGCUCCGUCCAGAAAAACGCAAAAAAAAGGUAAAUUUUCUUACAAAAGGAGUCAAAGUUCUGGAUUGUGUGGUGUUCUUAAAAAAAAAAAAAAAAAGAGUUCUUUUUUUCCUUCUCUUACUAGAUCUCAACCAUGUGUUUACUUAAUUUGUUCUUUAUAUACUGUUGACCUAAUAAUGUAUGCAAUCUCUGUAAUUAGAAAUUGCAGUAAAAUUGCCACUCGUCAUAGUUUC
Phodopus roborovskii (desert hamster) is the source of this 3375-nucleotide messenger RNA. RefSeq names its product transmembrane O-mannosyltransferase targeting cadherins 4 (gene Tmtc4). Gene Ontology annotation, cellular component: endoplasmic reticulum. The transcript has 17 exons. Bases 30 to 2255 code for a protein of 741 amino acids. NCBI's taxonomy places the organism in Eukaryota, Metazoa, Chordata, Mammalia, Rodentia, Cricetidae. Gene Ontology annotation, biological process: endoplasmic reticulum unfolded protein response; protein O-linked glycosylation via mannose. Gene Ontology annotation, molecular function: protein binding; mannosyltransferase activity. The record is from RefSeq and is a predicted model, not a curated record.